UGCUGGAGGAGCGCGCAGAGAAAAAGCCUAGUCCGCUGGAGCGGCAGCAGCUUAACUCACACAUCUGAACAUACACAGGCAUCCACACCUACACACAGCCUCGCUCCAUCCUCACACACCUUUAUUUACAAAGGAGUUCUGCAGAUAUCGAAGAGCCUUUAUUAAGAUAACCUCAAAAACUAAAGACAGGAUGGAUGCUUCACAGCUGUUCUGUCUAUUGCUGUUCUACGGAUAUCUGCAAAAAGUGUUAUCGCUGCAGAUGUGUGACAUGGUGAACGAGAUUGAGCUGGAGAAAGAGCGCUGUGAGAAUAGCACCUUUGGGAACGUCACUUCAGGUUGUCAAGGCAUGUGGGAUAUCAUCGCCUGUUGGCCUUCAGCCAGAAUCGGAGAGGUGGUUACAAUAACCUGCCCCGAUUACUUCAGUUACUUCAGUGACAAGCACAAAGGUAACCUCUCCAAAACCUGCACAGCAGAUGGCUGGACUGAGAUGCAUCCCAUUGACAUCGCCGUGAACUGUGGAUAUAAUCUCAACAGCACCAGCGAUGAUGGCAAGUUUUUCUGGCAAGUGAAGAUUGGCUACACCAUUGGCCACAGUGUUUCCCUCGUAUCUCUUACCACAGCUAUUGUGAUCCUCUGCAUCUUCAGGAAGCUCCACUGCACAAGGAACUACAUCCACAUGCAUCUGUUUGUCUCAUUCAUCCUGAAGGCUAUUGCUGUGUUCAUCAAGGAUGUCGUCCUCUACGAGGUCGGGGAGGUGGACAACUGCUCCUCAGGCUCUGUUGGCUGCAAAGUAGUGAUUGUGUUCUUCCAGUACUGUAUUAUGGCCAGUUUCUUCUGGCUGCUGGUGGAAGGCCUUUAUCUUCACGCAUUGUUGGCUGUCUCUUUCUUCUCUGAGAGGAAGUACUUCUGGGCUUACAUUCUGAUCGGCUGGGGAGGUCCGACAAUUUUCAUCACAGCUUGGAGCAUCACUAAAGCCUACUAUAACGAUGUGGGGUGCUGGGAUAUAAUCGAAAAAACAGAUGUAUUCUGGUGGAUCAUUAAAACCCCUAUUUUGGCUUCAAUCCUGGUAAACUUUAUUCUAUUCAUCUGCAUUAUUCGAAUACUUCGUCAGAAAAUCAACUGCCCAGAUAUUGGAAGAAAUGAGUCCAAUCAGUAUUCGAGGCUGGCGAAAUCAACCCUGCUUUUGAUUCCUCUGUUUGGAAUCAAUUUUAUCGUGUUCGCAUUCAUCCCAGAACAGGUGAAGACUGAGCUACGGCUGGUUUUUGACUUGAUUCUGGGGUCAUUUCAGGGCUUUGUGGUCGCAGUUCUUUACUGCUUCCUCAAUGGAGAGGUCCAAGGAGAGAUCAAGAGGAAGUGGCGGAGGUGGCACCUGCAGAGAUACAUGGGCUCGGACACCAAAUACCAACAUCCGUCCAUCGGCAGCAGCAACAACUUCAGCACCCAGAUCACUAUGUUGACACGAUGCAGCCCAAAAACACGCCGCACUUCAUCCUCCUGUCACGACGACCUGUCUAGUAUAUGACUCUCACAAACGGUGAUACAGACAUACAUGCUGUACAAAAUACUCUCAUGCCACACAUUAGGCAGAAAAGGAAAUACGGACUCCCUUAUUAGCACAUGCACUCUUGGAGGAUGGGUUGCUAGAGUGUGAUGUAGACAAAAGGAAGUGAUGAGAAGAAAAGUUACGAGAAAAGAAGAAAAAUAGACACAAGAAAAUAGUGUGAUAUAUUUUAAGCAUCUUUUAAUCUCAGUGCUUCUUGAAAAUUGGUUUUAAAGUGCUCAAAUUAUGCUCAUUUUUAGGUUCAUGAAUGUAUUUGAGGUUGUAAGAAUAGGUUUACAUGGUUUAUAUUUUCAAAAAACACCAUAUUUUUUUGUACUGCAUAUUGCCGCAGCUCCUCUUUCCACCGUGUGUUGAACGCUCUGUUUUAACUGCGUGAGUGAGGUAAGGCAUCACAUUCCUGUUCCAUCUUUGUUGGGAGUGGCACAUGCACUCUACCUAGGUAAGGACUACCAGCCAGUCAGAAGCAGAGUAUGGUGGCAUGCCACACUUGCAGCUAUGCGAGCAUUUUAACGUGUUACAAAGUGAUGCACUUUUGUCACGGAAGCAAAGGCUGGACUACAAUAGAGCUGUUUGGAGCAGUUCAUGAACAGUGUUUUCUGUUGGAGAUAGUAAGUCUCUUUGAGGUGGACUUUGGGCUUUUAAAGGAUAUAUAACACUGAAGGAAAAGGAGAAGCCAAACAGCAUAAUAUGAGCACUUUAAGUGACAAGGAUACAGCAUUUCUUCACUAGCACCACUUUUGCACAUUUAAAUGAGAACCAUUCACUAUUUUGUAUAUGAUAAUUCAGUGCACAUGUAUGAGGAAAUUUAAGUCAUCAUUAUGGAUCACCUGGUCAAUUGUUAUUAAGUUUCCUGUGUGCUCCGACACCGGGCAACGCAAGAUGUCACAUAUUAAUGGGGUUAGGUCAAGGAAUUUAAAUGUGAACCGCUUCAGCAGCCCCGCGAUCUGAUGUAAUUAAAAAUCACUUAGUGGAUUCCUGCAGCUCCAAAUGAACAAGGCUGGUACUAAGACACAGCUAUUAGAAGAAAAGGGGCUGACAUGUUUUAAACAAGAAAUCACAUUCUUUAUUUUGUUAGUGUGUGCAGCGACAUCACAGGUAAAGAAAAGUACCAGGAAUACGCUAUGGGGGCGAGUUUGAAUAGUGAUUUAUAGUAAGUGAGUUUCAGUAGUGGUGGAAAAUAUGUUUUUAAGCAUAUUUGUUGGCAACCAAAAAAAAAUGUGACAAUUUUGUUUUCCUUAUUGUGUUGGAAAAAAUUGGCUGAUAAACGGCAGGAACUGUUUUCCAUAAAUGCCACGAAUGAGGCUUCAGACCGGGUGACCGGUGUGAUGCUGAUUCAAAACGAUGGGUUUGGAGUAUAAAUGCCCUUCUCUGCACUAUCACUCUCACAAGAGACCGAUUGCCCUUUGCCUUCUCUGUUAUCAGUACAGCCCUCCCUCUUGUUACGUGUGAUUCUGAGCCUGUGAUUUUUUUAUUUUAUUUGAGGCACUGUGGCAGUUGUGUGCCAAUCACUACAGAGUGCCUGGUGUUGGUGUUUUGAAGUGGCACUUUAAGAUCUUUACUGGCAGUCGGCUGCUCUGAAGAGGAAAUGCCCUCAAGCAGUUCUUGAAUGUUUACAUUUACUUUGGAGUCAUUUACCUUUGUACCAACAAAUAUACAGUGCAAAGAAAAUUAAUUACUAUGGAUUGUUGUGCCAUGCAUAUGCAUUGUGCCUACAAUGUUAGUAACGUAAUAACAUUGUUAUUGUUCAUGUUAUGGCAACGUGGGAUAUAAAGCCUUGCCAGGAACAUAGAAUUCUCUUUUACUAGCUUGUUAAUAUAGCAGUCUGUGGCCCAAUGAUAAGCAUAACAGCUAUAUAAACUACACUGAAAAGCGGUCCUCAGACUUGUAGAGAAUCUGUCUUGGUGCUGUUUUGGUAGAUCCUCCAUUGCGAAAAAUAUUUUCAGAAUUCUCCAUUGAGUUGUCAGGUUUAAAUUUCUCCCCUGGAGGAGUUUAAACCUGACAUGUCCAUAGCAAGGUGACAAGGGUGACUGGUCCUUUGUCGCAAUGAUGCUAUCGUUGUUCUUUUUCAGAUUAUAAGGAUAGACCUGAAAGUCACUUGCAUGUUAAUGCAAGAAGGAACAUACAGAAGGUCCAGCAAAAAAACACACAUCAUCUCAACCUGCCGCAGAUUUAAAGGGUCAGACCGUCACAGUGUAACAUGUAAAAGAACAACAUAUCCUCAUGUUGAUCUCGAAAAAUGCCUCCAUGUAGGAUGCUUUGCUGUUGACAAGAGAUUAAAGGAAUAGUACUACAUGUUAUAAUAUUAUCUUUCUGGUGAACACAAGAGAAGAUUGAUGCCACUCUCAUAUCUAGAGGGAUAUCAGUCUUAUUAAAUUCUCAGCAAGAAAGCAAAUAAGCGUUUAAAGACUCAUUAUGCCACAUUGUUUGGUGCUUGUCUUCUGUUGUCAGUAAAGUUUAAUGUAAUUGUGUGAAUUUGCUAAUGUACCUCCUAAUGGUGAAUGUAAAUAGAUUUGUACACACCGAAACAAUACUAGUAAACCACGUUUUCAAAUGUAGGUGUUGCUGGAUAGUAUCGUUUAGUGUUUUGGUGACCUGGCAUGGUUGUUUUGUAUCGGUGAGUUAAUAUUAAAAAGUGAUAUUUAAUCAAUAGUCAUUCUAAUGUGCACUUACAUUAAGUAUUAUAUGUGGAAUAUGGAUUUUUUUUGGAAACUGGAUUUUGUCUUGUGUAUAUUUGAUUGAGAAUGAAUUGUUGAUUUGUUAGUGCAAUGCAAGUAACACUGGUGCAAUACAUACUAUUGUGAAGCUACAAAUGUACUGUAUUAGCUUAGGUUCACAUUUGUGUCAUUUUGUUGUACAGUGUAUGUUGUCUUGGCAGGAAAUUUAACUUGCCAUAAAACUUUGACAUUGUUUCACUCAAAUAUUAUGAAUUGAAUUAUUUAAAAAAAAAAAAUACAAUAUGGUGAAA
This is a messenger RNA of Etheostoma spectabile (orangethroat darter), 4526 nucleotides long. RefSeq names its product vasoactive intestinal peptide receptor 1b (gene vipr1b). The record is from RefSeq and is a predicted model, not a curated record. Bases 191 to 1522 code for a protein of 443 amino acids. The transcript has 13 exons. Gene Ontology annotation, cellular component: plasma membrane. Lineage: Eukaryota; Metazoa; Chordata; Actinopteri; Perciformes; Percidae. Gene Ontology annotation, molecular function: vasoactive intestinal polypeptide receptor activity; peptide hormone binding; G protein-coupled peptide receptor activity. Gene Ontology annotation, biological process: adenylate cyclase-modulating G protein-coupled receptor signaling pathway; cell surface receptor signaling pathway.